AUGGUCAGGUCUGCGUAUAAUAGGACUACUCUCUGUCGUUACGUUGUCACUAUUGAUUCGCCCGAUCACACAACACUUCUCGAUUUUCACCACUUCAGACACACUACCGGAAUGAAGCUCACCACCCUCACCACCACCCUCCUAACCCUCCUCACCACCACGACAACCGCCACCCCCACAACCUCCAAACGCUCCGGCACACCCCUCUCCCAAUCCGAAGCCGCCCGCCGCCCCACCUCCGCCGGCAUCACCUCCGUCUCCUCCGGCAGCUGCACAGACCGCACCAACAGUCGCUACACCUCCUACCAAGGUCUCCUCUCCGGCACCGUCUCCGGCGCCAUCACCCUAAAGGGCGCCUGCAACUGCGAGUUGGUUAUCACCGGCGGGACUGAGACCGGCCACGCUUCCGGGACGUACAGCCAUGCCAAUGGGUAUAAGCUGGAUUUCAGGAAGAAUGCUGCGCUGAAUGGGUAUAUCACCGGGAGUUUUGAGAGGAUUGCGAAUAGGGGGGAUGGGUAUCCGCAGUGGAGGGCGGCGAGUGGGAAUGUUUAUUGUGAUGAGGGGGAUCAUUGGGAUGUUUUGUAUUAUUAG
Molecule: messenger RNA, 591 nt
Organism: Fulvia fulva
Lineage: Eukaryota; Fungi; Ascomycota; Dothideomycetes; Mycosphaerellales; Mycosphaerellaceae
Exons: 2
Coding region: 1-591 (196 amino acids)
Source: RefSeq, a predicted model, not a curated record